AUGCGCGCCCCAACGCAAGUUCGCGUGGCUCUUGCUGGGCUUGGUGCGAUUGGCUUACCAGUUGCCGAGGUGCUCCUUGCAAAUGGAAUCCCGGGCUUAAGUCUGGCAGCGCUCCACGAGCUUGCCGACGUCGUUGUGGAGGUCCUACCGCCCGACCAGUUCAUGGCGGUGGCGGAGCCCACGCUCGGCGCUGGCAAGACCCUCGUUGCGCUCUCAGUCACGCAACUUCUGGCCCAACCCCAACUUCAGGACCUGGCGCGCGACCGUGGCGGCCGCCUCAUCGUGCCGACCGGUGCAUUGUGCGGGCUCGACGCGCUGAGGGCGGUGGCCGAGGGCGGCAACGUGCGCUCGUUGGCGUACACAUAA
Messenger RNA from Emiliania huxleyi CCMP1516, 366 nucleotides. RefSeq lists its product as hypothetical. Bases 1 to 366 code for a protein of 121 amino acids. Lineage: Eukaryota; Haptophyta; Isochrysidales; Noelaerhabdaceae. The record is from RefSeq and is a predicted model, not a curated record. The transcript is spliced from 3 exons.